AUGACGAGGCUGUAUGCCAAGCUAUUCAUACAGCAUGUGUUUUACGUUGAGGACUGGAUGUGUUUAAUAUCUUGGGUCCUAGCAACGACCUGGUUUUCACUUCAACUAGUGACCGCAGCUGGAGGUGGAGGAUAUCAUCAAUGGGAUAUCCCGAAGGAUGACAUGGUACUUUUUUUAAAGGCCUCUUAUGUAAUAAAUGUCCUAUACGGCCCAGUUAUUCUCACGGUCAAAUUAUCGAUUUUAUUUAUGCUCGCACGAUUAUUCACACCAUAUCGGAAAUGGGUUGCUUUUAUAUAUAUAUUCAGCGCGGUACUCGGAGCAUAUACUAUCGCAAUAUUAGUUGUGAAGAUCCGCAUCUGCAAACCUAUUGAUGCUUUUUGGCUCGGUCCCGAAGCUACUAAUGGGACGUGUCUCGAUGUGCUGAAGGUCUUCCUUGCCGACACCACUUUUAGUGUAAUCACCGAUUUGGUUAUCCUCGCUCUGCCGAUAGCACUGAUUUCAGUGCUCCACCUGUCCCUUAUGAAGAAGCUAAGAGUUAUUGUUAUUCUGGCAGCAGGCGGUCUAGUGUGUAUUGUGACCAUUGUCCGGCUGGUAUGGGUGGUUUCAUAUCAAAAUUCAGCUGAUAAGACAUGGACAACCAUGCGCACUGAUCUUGUUACCUGUGCGGAAAUUGCAGUUGGGAUUAUCUGCGCCUGCCUUCCAACUAUUUACUUCCUUGUGAACCAGCGCUGCUCUCUUUUCUCCCUUGGAGAGAGUGAGGUUAGAACGUGA
Penicillium canescens is the source of this 771-nucleotide messenger RNA. RefSeq lists its product as uncharacterized. The record is from RefSeq and is a predicted model, not a curated record. The transcript has 5 exons. NCBI's taxonomy places the organism in Eukaryota, Fungi, Ascomycota, Eurotiomycetes, Eurotiales, Aspergillaceae. The coding region runs from base 1 to 771 and encodes 256 amino acids.